GGUCCGAGGAUGCGGGGGGGCGAUGCCCGGGGCCAGGGACGCGCUCUGUCACCAGGCGCUGCAGCUGCUGGCCGAGCUCUGUGCCCGAGGGGCCCUGGAGCACGACAGCUGCCAAGAUUUCAUCUACCACCUGCGGGACCGUGCCAGACCCCGGCUCCGCGACCCAGAUAUCUCCGUGAGCCUGCUAACCCUCGUGGUUACCGCCUGUGGUCUGGCCCUCUUUGGUGUCUCUCUUUUUGUGUCUUGGAAACUGUGCUGGGUUCCGUGGCGAGAGCGAGGCCUGUUCUCUGGUAGCAAAGACAACAACCAAGAGCCUCUUAACUACACCGACACAGAGACGAACGAGCAGGAGAACAGUGAGGACUUCCUAGACCCACCCACACCCUGCCCGGACUCCUCCAUGAAGAUAAGCCACACUUCCCCAGACAUUCCCCUCUCCACCCAGCCAGGGGGCCAGGAGAACUGUGCCCAUGCUGUCCGCGUGCAGCGACAAGUCACAGAGCCAACGCCAUCAGCUCGGCAUAACUCAAUCCGAAGACAGCUCAACCUGUCGAACCCGGACUUUAAUAUCCAGCAGCUUCAGAGGCAGGAGCAGCUGACUGGGAUUGGUAGAAUUAAACCAGAGUUAUACAAACAGAGGUCACUGGACAACGACAAUGGGAGGAGGAGUAACAGCAAAGCUUGUGGGAAACUGAACUUCAUUUUAAAAUAUGACUGCGACUUGGAACAGCUCAUCGUGAAGAUCCACAAAGCCGUCAAUCUGCCUGCCAAGGACUUCUCUGGGACUUCAGAUCCUUAUGUCAAGAUCUACUUGCUUCCUGACCGGAAAACAAAACACCAGACUAAAGUUCACAGGAAGACCCUGAACCCUGUUUUUGAUGAGGUGUUUUUAUUUCCUGUUCACUACAAUGACCUUGAAGCUCGGAAGCUUCACUUCUCUGUGUAUGACUUUGACAGGUUCUCUCGCCAUGACCUGAUUGGUCAGGUGGUGGUGGACCACUUCUUCGACUUGGCUGACUUCCCCAGGGAGUGCAUCCUUUGGAAGGAUAUCGAGUAUGUCACCAACGAUAAUGUGGAUCUGGGCGAGCUUAUGUUUUCACUCUGCUAUCUUCCAACGGCUGGCAGGCUGACUAUCACCAUCAUAAAAGCAAGGAAUUUAAAGGCGAUGGACAUAACAGGAGCAUCAGAUCCCUACGUGAAAGUUUCACUGAUGUGUGAAGGCCGGAGACUGAAGAAGAGGAAAACGUCCACCAAGAGGAACACGCUUAAUCCCGUUUACAAUGAAGCCAUAGUCUUUGACGUCCCUCCGGAGAGCAUCGACCAGAUCCACUUGUCCAUAGCUGUCAUGGACUAUGACCGUGUAGGUCACAAUGAGGUCAUCGGCGUGUGCCAGGUAGGCAACGAGGCUGAGAGGCUGGGCAGAGACCACUGGAGUGAGAUGUUGUCAUAUCCUCGGAAACCCAUCGCACACUGGCACUCUCUGAUGGAGAAACGAUGACUAUGGAUAAGAAGACUGCUUGUGCCAAGGACACAGUCGGACAACUGUGUAACAAAGAUCUUCAGUAACUUUUCCCACCUAGCAACACCCAGAUGACUCUGGUGAUGAAAUACUCAGCUGUAACCACAGCAGUAACUGGCCCCUCUUUCCAAAUUGGAUUUAGUGAAUCUGAAUGGUUCGUCUAUUUUCUUCAGGUGGCCCAAGGUGACAUGCUCUAGGGAAGCUCCUCCCUCACUGUCAAAGACCAAGUUGGACGAUGGAAGAGAGCAGCAGGUGGCAUAGUAAGGCCUGAGUGCCAAGAUGGCCUUAGGUUGUAUGAGCAUGACACUGGUCCUGACAGUGGUCAAUCUAACAUACAGUCUUUGAUUUGGAUGCCCUGGAAGGACAGAGUGUUUAAAUAUAUAUCCAGGUGCUAAAUAGGCAGCAGAUUUCAAAUCAAACUCUGCUACCUGUGAGCUAAUGACUGUCUUCAGAGAAUAAUUCCACCCCAGAAAGUGUUCCAGUUUUCCAAGUAAUGGCCCAAGAGAAUACUAAGGCAAGCCAGCCUGGAAAAAGUCUUAUGCAAGGCAGGUCAGUUCAUAGCAAACUCACUGUCCCCUCCCAUGCACAUGGCAGAGUCCCACUUAGCCAUGGUCAUUCUUCAUAGCAGAACCCAGGUUCUGGGAUUCUAAAACAUUAUUUCCAAGUAGCCUCUCCCUCUCCAGCGGUGAUAUUACUAGAGUGAAAUGUGCCAUCUUUGUUAGGGACACUUGCCUCCCAGUGACAUAUGCAUCCUGGAAUAAUCUUUCCUGGACACAGAAGUGUGUGUUAUGAGAUAAGAUCACUGAAAGACGAAAGCUGAGCAAAGGCACCACUUCUGGGCUUUCUUGACACAGCUGCCUUCUGGGUGUUUCCAUAUGCAACAGCCCAGGGUAUAGACUUGGACAGCCACGGAAAGAGGCUCUUUUCCACCUCAGACACAUAGCGCUUUUGCAGCACGUGGGGAAUGGAAAUACCUACAAGAAUGAAGGCCAAGGGCUCUCCCCAGGGUAGCUCAUCCUUCCUGUGUCUGCCUCCAGGAAAUGAAACCAAAGGCCCCAGCACCCCCUGAAUGGACUGGGGGCUGUUACCUAAAGGUCCUCUCUCAUCCUGGGUCUAGAAGACCCUCCCCCAGCAUCACUGCUCCACAAUUCCAUUCCGCUCCACAGAAUCCAGAGUUGGGUUGCAGUUAACCAUCCUGGAGAGCAGCUUCUCUUCAUUUCACUUUGUGUUUCAGUGUAGGUUGCACCCGAGGGAUGCAGCAUCACAGUAGAUGUUGGAAAGUUCUGGCUUCCUUACACACCUAGUACAAGAAAUCCUACUGCCAAUGCCAGAUCUUGUCAUGUAUUAAAAGGGUGGAGGCCUUUGGUUGUAUAAGGCAAUGUUAAUUCACUCAAGCUUAGUGCAUUCCCUGGCCUCCCAGAUCCACUCCCAUCUUCCAACUUCAUUUGAAGGGGUUCAAAGGAAACCUAUGUUCAAAGUUCAGCCUAUGUUUGAUAAAAUGAGAAAAACACUCCUUGCCCAUCCCUUCCAUUCAGACAUCCGCCACCAUAUCAGUGUUUAGAACCAAAGUAUGAAGGCCAAGUGCCAACAGGACAGUGAGCAGAAAUAUUGUCACUAGAUCCAGGCAGAUGUGCCUAGAAGAAUGGUCCCAAAGAAACUAGAAUGGCUCCAGCAAAAGAUUAUCAGGCAGCCAUCUUGUUAAGCUUUGACAUGUCCUUGGCAACGGGAGCCCAGGUUGGAGAUCCUGGGGUAGCCUGUUGUUCCCACCUCAGGAUCUCCUCACCUUGAGCUAGCAGCCCUGGGGUACUAUGGAAUAAGCUACUGACUCAAAGAUAGCUUUGUGGAGGCAUUCAGGCGAAGAAGACUACCCACGCGAUAAACAGAUGGCUUUGUGUGUGGAGAGCUUUACCUAGCCAGUUCAGCUGUGGCCAGAAGCUGGCUAUCAAUCUGAAUUCCCUCAGCUCAUUUGCAACUCUGCCUCUGUUCUCUUGUGUUCUGUUUGGUCUCCCUUUAGUU
Messenger RNA from Mus pahari (shrew mouse), 3535 nucleotides. It is a transcript of the gene Syt9, whose product is annotated as synaptotagmin 9. Bases 23 to 1498 code for a protein of 491 amino acids. Gene Ontology annotation, molecular function: calcium-dependent phospholipid binding; SNARE binding; clathrin binding. Gene Ontology annotation, biological process: regulation of dopamine secretion; regulation of calcium ion-dependent exocytosis; cellular response to calcium ion. The record is from RefSeq and is a predicted model, not a curated record. Lineage: Eukaryota; Metazoa; Chordata; Mammalia; Rodentia; Muridae. Gene Ontology annotation, cellular component: dense core granule; membrane. The transcript has 7 exons.